Molecule: messenger RNA, 783 nt
Organism: Suncus etruscus (white-toothed pygmy shrew)
Lineage: Eukaryota; Metazoa; Chordata; Mammalia; Eulipotyphla; Soricidae
Gene: MED7
Product: mediator complex subunit 7
Biological process (GO): regulation of transcription by RNA polymerase II
Cellular component (GO): mediator complex
Molecular function (GO): transcription coregulator activity
Source: RefSeq, a predicted model, not a curated record
AUGGAGAUGACUGUGGAGCAGUCUGCCGAGGAGGAGGAGGACGAGGUGGAAAUCUCUGGCAUCCUGACCUCUGAGACCAGGGAGACCAUUUACACGGAUGGAAACAUCCAGGAGGGCCUGGCGCCCCAGACCCCGCCACCCAUCAAGGACAGUUACAUGAUGUUCGGCAUGAACCAGUUCCAGUGUGAUGACCUCAUCAUCCAACUGCUGGAGAGCCAGGGCAUCGAGUGGCUGCACCCCAUGCAGUUCGACCACAAGAAGGAGCUGCCCAAGCUCGACAUGUCCAUCCUCGUCAACUUCCUGGACCUCUUGGACAUCCAUCGGGAGCCUGGGAGCAUCAAGCGGGAGGAGAAGCUGGAAGACCUUAAGCUGCUCUUUGUCCACGUGCACCACCUCAUCGAGUACCGGCCCCACCAGGCCCGCGAGACCCUGCGGGUCAUGAUGGAAGUCCAGAAGCGUCAGCGUCUCGAGACUGCCGAGCACUUCCAGAAGCACCUGGAACGUGUCAUUGAGAUGAUCCAGACCUGCCUGGCCUCUUUGCCGGAUGACUUGCUCAUUCCGAAGGCGGAGCACAGGGCUGCCGAGGACAGUAAGCAAGGGCCUGGAGGGGUGAGUGAGCAGCAGAGAGACAGCUCAAGCUACAGGAUGGACCAGAUUCUCCAGAAGGAUAAGGCCCUGUGUGUCUUGAUUGACAACAUGAAUGAAAGACCUUGGGGGGGGGAUACAGAAGCUCAGAGUGGAGCCUCGAUAGCAGGCGGUUGUGGUGUCCAGGUGGUGAGGUGA